GGGGGAGGUGGCGGGGCCGGGGGGAGGCGGUGCCGCCGCCGCCGUGCAGGGACACACACACCGGAGCUGUGCGAGCCCCGGUGCUGCAGCGCCCGCUCCGCUCCGCUCCCGGCCGGGACAGCUCCGCCAUGGGCGGCCGGGCGGCGCGGCCCCGCUGACCCCGCACACCCCGGCAGCAGCUCCAGCAGCCCGCACCCCGACACCCCGGCAGAUCGGUACUCCGGCAUCUCUGUACUCCGGCAUCCGUGGAGCUCUGGACUCCGCUGUCCCGGGAACUCACCUCCCGGGAGCUCCUCUCCGCUGGUCCCGGCUCCUCCAUCUCUCAGUUCUCCGGCAUCCCGAGAACUCCAUACUCCACCGGCCCGGGAACUCUGCUGCGCUGACCGCUGGUCCCGGCUCCUCGGGGAUUCGGAGCGCGGCUCCGCUCAGCGCGGCUCUUCCCCCGCCCGGUGUCCCGGCUCCCCGGGCGCUCCAGCUGCCCCUCUCCGCUGACCCCGGCUGCUCCCGAACCAGGCGCUCCGGCUGUCCAGCAGCUCCCAUCCCGGUGAUUCCCCGCUCCCGGCACCCCAGCGCUGAGCAUUUCUCGGCUCCUGGCACUCCGCCCGGCCCUUAGCCCGGUUCCCCGGGGCCUGCUCGCACCGCACAGCCCCAGCGCCCCCCGGCCCGCGGCCCCCCGACGGCGCGGCCAUGGCGUUCAUGGUGAAGAGCAUGGUGGGCGGGCAGCUGAAGAACCUCACGGGCGGCCUGGGCGGCGAGGAGAAGAGCGAGGGCGAGAAGUCUCCGGCCGAGGCGCAGGGCAUGACCCGCGAGGAGUAUGAGGAGUAUCAGCGGCAGCUGGUGGAGGAGAAGAUGGAGAGAGAUGCCCAGUUUGCCCAGCGCAAGGCGGAGAGAGCCACGGUCAGGUCCCACUUCCGAGACAAGUACAGGCUCCCCAAGAACGAGACCGAUGACAACCAGAUCCAGCUGGUGGGAGGAGACGUGGAGCUGCCCAAGGAGCUGGCCAAGAUGAUCGAGCAGGACAACGAGGAGGAGGAGGAGAAGAACUCGGUCAUCGGCCAGCUCAGCAACAUCCAGAACCUGGACCUUGAUUCCUUGAAGGACAAAGCUUCGGCCACGCUAGAGGACCUGAAGCAGUCGGCGGAGAAAUGCUCCGUGAUGUGACGGGGCUGAGCGCGGAGGGGACGCAGCGCAGGCUCUGGCGGGGGCUGCUGCCCGCAGCGGGGCCCCCGGCGACGUUGUCACCCUUGCCGUGUGUCACUCGGGUCCUCCUGAGCCGUGUGACCCCUCGAGCCCCUGCCCCAGCUGUCCCUGGUGUGUGGUUUUCGUUCCGUUCUCCGGGCUGAGGUUAGCGCCCAGAGCCAGCAUGUCCCCCCCGAACCCCUCCCGUGCCCGGGCAGGGGGUGUCACCGCCACAGCCGAGGAGGUUGCAGGGGAGGGGAGCGACCUUGGAGUGCCACUGACCUUGGCGUGGUGGCCACACGCUGUGGCUCUGCCUCCACGUCUCCACGCAGCCUCCUAGAAACGACCGGGAGGCUCCGAUUCGCCUCGCAAGGACGAGGCAGGGUGUGGAACACCCCCCUCCCGUGCCCAUCACCCGAGAAGCGACAUCCCAUCCCUGCAGGGAACACCAGCCCCGUGCCCUUGAGGGCCCCUCUGAAGGAGCCAGCCGGGAAGGACCUGCCAUACGAUCCCUGUGGGAAGGGGGGUGCUGAAGCCUGAAUUGACACCAGAGAGGAGCAAAAACCCUCCCCGGUGCUGAGCUGAGCCCGCAGCAGCCUUCCCCGGAGCAGUGGUGUCCCUCUCCUGGGAUGGGGUCCCGUCUUUGUUCCUUCCAGGAGAAGGACAAAGCCACCAGGGAACAUCUCCCCGUCCUCCCGCUCGUCGUGCUGUGGUUGUGCUGUGCUCGGUUGAGUGUCCCUCCCCUCCUGUGCUGUCCCCGUGCCAUGGUACUGUUAUAACCGGUGGAAUAAAUACCAGGAGAUGU
This is a messenger RNA of Prinia subflava (tawny-flanked prinia), 1984 nucleotides long. It is a transcript of the gene CPLX3, whose product is annotated as complexin 3. The record is from RefSeq and is a predicted model, not a curated record. Gene Ontology annotation, cellular component: terminal bouton; SNARE complex. Gene Ontology annotation, molecular function: syntaxin binding. Gene Ontology annotation, biological process: synaptic vesicle exocytosis; regulation of neurotransmitter secretion; neurotransmitter transport. Bases 688 to 1161 code for a protein of 157 amino acids. The transcript is spliced from 4 exons. NCBI's taxonomy places the organism in Eukaryota, Metazoa, Chordata, Aves, Passeriformes, Cisticolidae.